Messenger RNA from Astyanax mexicanus (Mexican tetra), 5856 nucleotides. It is a transcript of the gene arhgap39, whose product is annotated as Rho GTPase activating protein 39. Lineage: Eukaryota; Metazoa; Chordata; Actinopteri; Characiformes; Acestrorhamphidae. Gene Ontology annotation, biological process: signal transduction. The record is from RefSeq and is a predicted model, not a curated record. Gene Ontology annotation, cellular component: cytoplasm; cytoskeleton. The coding region runs from base 130 to 3000 and encodes 956 amino acids. Gene Ontology annotation, molecular function: GTPase activator activity; protein binding. The transcript has 11 exons.
UGGUGACGGCGACGCGGAGAGACAGCGCGUGCUCCAGAUCCGUACUGCGGCGCCCGAGCCCCUACCACCAUGACUGGCGCGCUGAGGAUUACUCCGACUGGAUUUUAAGAGGCAGAGAGAAGAGAGGCCAUGGCGGAGAGGUUGGAGUGGGUGGAGAUCCUCGAGCCCCGCACAAGGGAGCGGAUGUACGCUAACCUGCUGACGGGAGAGUGUGUGUGGGACGCCCCGGCGGGUGUGCGGAUAAAGCGCAGCGGUGAGGACCAGUGGUGGGAGCUGUUUGACUCCAACACCUCCCGCUUCUAUUACUACAAUGCCUCCACCCAGCGCACCGUGUGGCACCGACCCCACGCCUGUGACAUCAUCCCCCUCGCCAAGCUCCAGACCCUCAAACAGAACACGGAUUCACCCCCACCCGUCACCACCACGAUCAGUGCCUCGGCCGACAGCAGCCCGGCCCGCAGUGCUGUCAGCACCACAUCUUCACAAGAGCAGGAGGACAAAACAGCACCCAGGGAGGAGGGAGAGAGAUUCAGGUGGGGAACUGGCAGCAAGGACAGAAUGCUGAUUAAAGUAUCAGACAGGGAACCCAGUUUUCUGUCACAGGGAAAUGGCUAUUCUGGGUCCUCGCCUCGCUCCAGACGAUCAUCAAGCAAUGCACCCUCUGACCCGGAACUCACCCCACACUCUCUACCUGACCGCCGCCAGUCACAGUCCCCCUUUUUAAAAAGGGCAGAGCUUGGAGGUACUCAGCGGCGCUGCUCCGGCGAUUCACAGCCUCCUUCACCGCGUUAUGCUUAUGAACCUCCACUCUAUGAGGAACCUCCUUCAGACUACCAGUCUCCGCCUAUUUAUGAAGAACCGCCCACUGACAUGCAUUGUGACCCCAGCUUCUAUGGUUCUGACAGGUCACCAGCACGUAAACCCGGUCUUUACCACUCACCUAAACAAAGCCCCUCCCCUUAUAGUCAGCUGGUGUUGACCAGGCAAAGAGGCUCCACCCCUGAGAAGACCAGUCAGGGGGACCGUGAUUACAGUGGGCGUGACUAUAGUUCUGCAGGGCGGGACUACAGUUCUGGUGGACGAGACUACAGCUCUGGUGGAAGAGACUACAGUUCUGGUGGGCGGGAUUAUAACUCUGGUGGACGGGAAUACAGCGCAGCAGGACGGGAAUAUGUAAAACAGCUGGUUUAUGUGGAACAAUCAGGCUCCUCCCCAAGGUUCCGGACAACAGAGCGACUUUUAAGCUAUGGCACAACUGGAACUGGAUGUAUGCCUGCUGGACUGUCUUAUGGUGGCUCCUUUACACUACAGCACAUCCAUGAUGGCGGUGGUGGCAAUCGAAAACGCAAAAAUCGUAAGCCAUCCUUGCCCGGUGGCGAGGGUGAAGGCAUGGGUGCUGGUGUUGGAGCGAUGCUCACCCAAGCACGACUGGCCUGGGAGGCCCAGCAACUAAUACAGCAGCGUGGGGGUGCGGCCUCAGGGGGCGGCGCUAAGGAUGGUUAUGAAAGCGAUGGGGCUACGCCUCUACCACUGCCUGGGCCGGUGGUACGGGCAUUCAGUGAAGAUGAAGCCUUGGCCCAACAGGACAGCCACUGGAAGCGUGCUACACUGGACAGACUUGCAUUUCCUCAGACACUACUAGAGAAAAGUUUGUCUGUACAAACCAACCUGGCAUCACCUGAACCUUACCUGCACCCCUCACAGUCUGAAGAUCUUGGUGCGUGCUCACAGUUUGAGGCUAGUCGAAAUGCCCGGAACAUGAUGCCCAGCGCCAGCUGUGGCGUGUUCCCAGAAUUUUCUCUGCGAAAGCCCUCUUCCGAGACUGACAUUGAAAACUGGGCAUCCAAGCACUUCAACAAACACACCCAGGGUCUGUUCAGAAGGAAAGUGUCUAUUGCAAACAUGUUGGCCUGGAGCAGCGAACCAAUUAAGAAACCCAUGAUUGUUACGACGGACCGCACAGUGAAGCGUGACGCCGUAGAGCUCUUCAAACUUAUUCAGACCUACAUGGGUGACCGCCGGGCGAAAAAUGAGCCUCUGUCUGUGGCGUUGGAGGUGGCUGUCCGAGGCUGGAGCAACCAGGGCCUGCGGGACGAGCUCUACAUUCAGCUUUGCAGGCAGACCACUGAGAACUUCCGCUAUGACAGCCUGCAGAGAGGCUGGGAGCUGAUGGCCAUAUGCCUGGCAUUCUUUCCUCCAACACCUCGCUUCCACAAUUAUCUGGAAGGAUACAUCUACAGGCACAUGGACCCGCUCAACGAUACCAAAGGAGUGGCCAUCAGCAGCUAUGCGAAGUACUGCUACCGCAAACUACAGAAGGCUGCACUAACUGGAGCUAAAAAGGGUUUGAAAAAGCCUUGUCUGGAGGAGAUAGCUUAUGCCCGCAGUGCCAUCUUUAGUCCCUCUAUGUUUGGCUCUUCUCUGGAAGAAGUGAUGGCUAUGCAGAAGGAGCGUUACCCUGACCACCAGUUGCCAUGGGUACAGACUCGUCUUUCGGAGGAGGUGCUGGGUCUGAAUGGAGAUCAGACUGAGGGCAUCUUCAGGGUGCCUGGAGAUAUAGAUGAAGUAAAUGCUCUAAAAAUGCAAGUGGACCAAUGGAAGGUCCCAACAGGCUUGGAGGACCCACAUAUCCCAGCAUCACUAUUGAAGCUGUGGUACAGGGAACUGGAGGAGCCAGUCAUUCCCCAUGAGUAUUAUGAAGAGUGCAUCUCUAACUAUGACAGUCCUGAAGCUGCAGUCAGUGUUGUUCAUAACCUUCCUCACAUCAACAAACUGGUGCUCUGCUACCUCAUCCGAUUCCUACAGGUAUUUGCUCAGCCUGCCAAUGUGGCUGUCACAAAAAUGGACGUGAGUAACUUGGCAAUGGUGAUGGCCCCAAACUGCCUGCGCUGCCUGUCCGACGACCCACGCAUCAUCUUUGAGAACACCCGCAAAGAGAUGAGCUUCAUCAGGGUCCUCAUUCAGCACCUCGAUACAAGCUUCAUGGAUGAAGUUCUAUAGCCCACAUCACACAAAAAAAUCACAUCUAUACACAGACAAAUACUCCAAACAUCUCCAAUCUAUACAUAAAUAUUCCUAAUGAUUCCCUCUGAUCAGUUAAAUGAUAUAAAAUACAUAAACACAACUCAACGUAAAAUAAUGAUAGACAAGCAAAACAGCCAAUCUCUGUAGUCAUCUGAACAGUAUGCAUUGGCAUGGUCCUAAAUUCAGCACACUGGCACACUCACAAAAAGCACAAUUUUAAUAUCUGUCUAACGCAAACACACACACACAGACACACACUGACAGGACUGCACAUGCAUUCCUUUUCUGCCCCUUUAUGAGUUCUGAAUGUGUUUGAGUGGAGCUGUCUGUCCAUUUAACAACAGUGAGUUUCUGAUUGUUUUGUGUGAAUGUGUGUGUGUUUUUUGUCCGUUACUGUUUUUUAACUUGACUGACCUAUAUAACUUGAUUUUAUAUGAUUAAUUUAUUUUUUAUUUAUUUUAACGAGUGUUUAUAUCUACUGCCUUUAUGAGACAUAUUGUCAGCCUCAUGUCAAGUGUGGGUGUGUGGGUGGAUGUGUGUUUGCCUGAGUGUGUUUAUAUGUAUGCAUAUGUGUAUGUACAGUAUAUUUCACCUAACUGAUCUGUCCAUGUCAUGUCCUGUCAUGGCAGCUAUUGUGAGGUUGGACAAGCUUUACUGAAAAAAAAAUAUCUAUAUUUUAAAUACAUUUAUGUUGUCACCAGUCACCAAUCAAAUUCAACACCUGUGGGAAAUUUUGGAUGUUUUAGUGCUUUCCAACUGAGGGAUUGAAGGGUAGACGUAUGAACUGGGUGAAAGAAUUUUAUGUUCUAUUUACCUUAAAAAAAAAAAAAUAAUAAAACAUACACAGGUAAGGCACCCACACCAAACAUAUUGUUUGGUAUUGUUGGUCAGUUAUAUUGUUGGUCAAGUAAUUGGGAGAAUGGCAUCUGUCUUUCAGCUACUACACUAUAUUACUUUGGUGAAGCAUGCACAUUUUUGUAAGAAAGGCACCACGCUCAAUAAACUUGUGCUCCAUAACCUACUGCAAUAUUACUCAACCAGCUCAGGCAACGUACUUCUUUUAGAUGUUGCCUUUGCCGAGUGUUUUCUUUCAGCUUGUCAGUAUAUUCACAUGUACAGUUGUCCAUGAGGGGCCACUUAAAUUACACUCCCCAACUCUACUGCUUGAUUUAAAGAAGCACUAUGCUUUUUCUGCCAAUGUCCUAAGCAUCUCAGACCAAAACAAAUGCUUUGUAGUUAUCCAUGUUUUCUUGCUCCCGUCCGCCUGCUCCAACCCUGCCAAACAAAGGGCAUAUGCUGUGUCUGUUAGCAUUGCGUCUUCAACCCGGCUAAGGCCAAUCGUUAGCAUUGCUGCUAAUCCAUUCCACCCAUUACUUUUCUGUUGGUGUUGCAACUCCAACCCUGCCGAGGCUAACUAGCAUUGUGGCUUUUCUAGUGCACAAAUAUAAUUGGAAACUGAAUAAUGUUUUCUGAAACUGUGUGCUACAGUUUGUUACAGUUGCUUGUAAAUUGCAAUUUGUCCAACCUCUCAACAGCUGGUACGACAGAAUACAGUUGAGGACAGGACAUGAAUUAGUAAUUUGUUCUCACUUUUGAUUGCUUUAACAUACCACUUUGUAUGACACACUGGAUGGCUAUGAUGGAACGCCACCUUUUAACACCUUUCCCAACCUUCACAAAAUCAGUCUCUGAACUACACACAAAUAUAAACCGUCACAUACAUUCUCUACACCUAUGGUCUUUAGCCCUGGUAUUGGAGGCCCACAGCUCUAAGCAUGUUUGGUUUAUUCUACUUUCAACUUAGUCAGAACAGGUGGUUGGGUUGAACAGUUAGGUCAGGUGUGCUGGGAGAAGAACAGGCAUCAAAAUGUGCUGAACAGUUGGCCUCCAAGACCAGGAUUAGAAACUGACACACUGAUUAGGCUUGGUGCUUAAAAUAAUGUAACACACUGCCAUACACACAAAACGGAUACAAGGUAUCCUCACUUCCCCUCAGGAGAAGCAAAAAAAGAGAGAAUAAAUGGAAGUUUUAGAAAGACUGAGAUGGAGAGAAAAAUGAGAGAGAGAUCACGGCAGACAAUAAAAUGUUGGUUUUCUCCAUAUUUACAUAUAUUUGAAUCUCAUGGCCACCAUUUUCACCUCCUCAUCUAUUAAAUAUAAAAAUAAUGACAAAAAUAAAUAAAAAAUAUAUAUAUAAAAAAUACAGUAAAUAAAAAGUAAUGUCAUGAACUAGAGGAACACUGUAAUAUUUGACAGUAAAUGGGCCAAAAUCAACUAAAGCUUAGGUUUGGUUCUCAUUUUUAAUAAAUCAAAACUCCAUUAGCAGAAACCUGUAGGGGAAAUUAAACAAUAAAAAAUAUAAAGAAGACAAUUAAACUGUGUCUAAUUAAAAUCAAUGAAAACUUUUUAAGAGCAAGAGCUGAAAAAAGAUGAAAUGCUCCUGAGCAGAUCACUGUGACCAGCAUCCUCAGAGCAGAACACACACAAACAAACACUACACAAAACACCACAUACACAAACGCAAAUACUGACUCUCUCUCUCUCUCUCACACACACACACACACACACACACACCUACACAUGCACGCACCCGUACACACACAGCUCAUCUGGCACACAGACAGGAGAGGCGGAAGCCUACAAAGAAAGUGAGACAGUUCUGCUUAGAUGCUCGUCUGCUUGUGCUCCUGUCUGAGAUUAGGAUGGUUUUAUUCUGUUAAUGGAGUCAUGCUGAGAAAAAAACUCUCCCUCCUUUUGUUCUGAGGUGUAAUGGUGAUUCUGUAAGGUGGGUUAAGGUCUAACUGAAUAUUGUUUAAUAAACAGUUCAAAGAA